Messenger RNA from Drosophila novamexicana, 2945 nucleotides. Its product is annotated as fibulin-1. Gene Ontology annotation, molecular function: calcium ion binding. The transcript is spliced from 14 exons. Lineage: Eukaryota; Metazoa; Arthropoda; Insecta; Diptera; Drosophilidae. Bases 92 to 2926 code for a protein of 944 amino acids. The record is from RefSeq and is a predicted model, not a curated record.
CGCACAUUACACACAUAAACCGAGGCGGAAGGCCACAGAAAGAACAAUUAAUUCGCCGACAUAAAUUGAUGUCAAGCUUCAACUAUUCGAUAUGCGCACUUCUCAUAUCAUAAAUAUAAUCGGCAUUCUUUUUUUCCUGACCUGGGGAAGAGUAUUAGCAGACGAACAAAUAUCCGAUUAUAUACGAAAAUGUUGCAUAAUUGGACUGAGAAAUGCACGCACCACAAAUGAAUGCGAAAAAAUGGAAUCGGCCGUAGCCAACAUAUCCAGACUCUGGAUUGGAUUGUGCUCCUCGACAAUUGGCGUCUGCUGUUCCAGAGAACUCGAUCGUCAACAUUGUGAGCUGGGUCGCCUGGCUGCCUUAGAAGGCACUUCUUGUGAUAAUGGCUCGUCGACUACAUAUAAAAAUUGCUGCCGAGCCUGUCAAGUUGGCUUGGCAGUUAAGGCUAGCCAGCAAAAAUGCAGGGACCCCUUGUUUUCAUUUCUUUCGAAUAUAGAUUCAUAUCGGAUUUGCUGCUCCGAGGAUGGUUUUGCCAAUCAAUCGGAUGAAAAGGAGAAUACACUUGACAUAGAUGCCCAUCAUGCUGAGCCAGAAGAAGAAGAUGCCAAGCCGGAUGACGAGGAUCAGGAUGGAACUAUUGUCCUGGCUGAUGAUGAUGAUAUUUGUGGAAAAAUUCCAAAUCUUUGCGCGCAUAUUUGUGAAAAUACAUUUGAUGCCUACAAAUGCAGCUGUAAUCCCGGCUACACUUUGGACGAUAACAAUGUUACUUGUUCCGAGAACAAAGAUCAUCUAUGUCCCGGCGGAUAUAUUUUGGAUGCUAAACAAGGCAAAUGCGUCGAUAUCGAUGAAUGCAAGGAGCAACUGCAUGAGUGCAAAUCAACUCAAUAUUGCCACAAUACUAUCGGUGGAUAUCAUUGCCUAAAUGUCAAGGCAAAGAGCUGUCCCCCAGGAUAUCUGUACAAUAUCAAGUCGGAGGAAUGUGAAGAUGAAGACGAGUGCAUUCAGUCGCCAUGCGAAAAGGGAUAUAAAUGCAGCAAUUAUCGCGGCGGAUAUGACUGUAAUCCGGUAGAUAGCCAGGCUUGUGGGACUGGCUUUUACCUAAAUGAGGGAAGCUGCGCAGAUAUUGAUGAGUGCAAUUAUAAUGCGACAAACUCUUGCAAGACUGAAAUGCACCAGGAGUGCAAAAACACUGUAGGCAGUUAUCACUGUGACUGCCUGCCCGGCUACAGCCUGGAUGUGACACAAAAUGAAUGCGUGGAUAUUAAUGAGUGCUCGAUUAACAAUCACAACUGCCUGUCAACUCAAAGAUGUGAUAACACGAUCGGUUCAUAUAUAUGCACGCGCUGGACAUCGUGCGGCACGGGAUAUACAUUGAACGCCGAGACUGGAAAUUGCGAUGAUGACGAUGAAUGCGCGCUUAACACACACAAUUGUCCAUUGAACUAUGAUUGCUACAACACCAAAGGAUCCUUUCGGUGCCACAGGAAAACUACGACUACGACAUCCACCACAACGACGACCACGACCCCGUUGCCAGCUACAUCAACAACGCCCGCACCAGGGCGAGAUAUGAAUCCACAAUUUGUUUCGCAACAGGCUUACAAUCGUUUGGAUUAUGCUCCCAGUUAUUUGACUAAUUAUGGAUCGAUAGCUCAACGGCCCUGUACCUCCGGAUUUCACAGAAACAGUUUGGGUGCCUGUGUCGACAUAAACGAGUGCAUCGAGUACAAGCCAUGUAUGAACCAUGAGCGCUGCAUCAACACAAAUGGCUCGUACCGCUGCGAAAGCCUAAUACAAUGCCCCGCCGGACUAAGGUCAACCUCCGAUGGAACCUCUUGCGUUGAUAUCAAUGAGUGCGAGACAGGCGAUCACAACUGUGGCGAAAAGCAAAUAUGUCGCAAUCGCCAUGGUGGAUAUAUCUGCGCCUGUCCACCUGGCCAUCAGGUGACACGUCUGCCGGAUGGUGUCAAUAGUUGCGAGGACAUCAACGAGUGUGCACAGGAUCAGCCCGUUUGCUCCUCGAAUGCCCACUGUUUUAAUACAAUUGGUUCUUACUAUUGCGAAUGCAAAUCAGGAUUCCAAAAGAAGCCUCUCAAUGGCCCCGAUCAGGACAAUUGGCAAACCCAUUCGCAGUGCUUCGAUGUCGAUGAAUGUCAGUCCAUACCGGGGCUCUGCCAGCAGAAAUGUGUUAACUUUUGGGGCGGCUAUCGCUGCACUUGCAACUCAGGCUAUGAACUCAGCCAGGACAAUCGCACCUGCAACGAUAUCGAUGAAUGCGAAGUGCAUAAGGAUUAUAAGCUAUGCAUGGGCUAUUGCAUCAACACGGCCGGAUCCUACCAAUGCUCCUGUCCCCGCGGCUACACUUUGGCGGCUGACAAGAACACCUGUCGGGAUAUUGACGAAUGUGAAACAAAAAGCGAGAAUCAUGUGUGCACUGGCCGGAAUGACAUAUGCACCAACAUUCGAGGCAGCUUUAAAUGCACCACCAUCAACUGUCCCAAUGGCUAUAUAAACGAUCAGGAUCAAAAAAACCGAUGCCGACAAACUAAUAACUUUUGUGAGGGAGAUGAAUGUUACACAAAACCAUCAGCAUACACGUACAAUUUUAUAACAUUUGUGUCGAAAUUAAUGAUUCCACCAGAUGGUCGCACAAUAUUUACACUACGAGGACCCAUUUGGUAUGACGACAUUGAUUUCGAUUUGAAUGUUGUUCGAGUUCAAGCGGCCCCCAAUGUUGAAAGAGCUUCGGAGAUUUAUUUUGACACAUUGAAGAGCAACAACCAGGUUAAUCUUAUAUUAAAAAAGGCACUGGAGGGACCCCAAGAUGUUGAGCUUGAUCUGAGUAUGACGGUGUUUACAAAUGGAAUGCCUCGCGGGAAAAGCGUUGCCAAAUUGUUCCUGUUUGUGUCUCAAUAUACAUACUAAAGUUAAUUAUGUUACAUUU